AUGACGUUCCUUCAUUUCAAUCCAAACGCCACGGCACCAGGCACAAAAUUUCAGCGGACGCCAGUUUCUCAUGCCCAGCAACCUGCGAUUGGAAAGCGAACCGAUAAGAAUGAGAAGCCAGUCAACAAGGAGCCACCUAAGAUACUUGAACGUCGGGUAACCAGCUCAAACGUGGAGGCAACAGACAUCCAGAAUCAUAACCUAGAUUUGCAUAUCAAUGCAGGCGGCAAUGAUUGGGAUUCGCUGCGUAGUCUCUUCUAUGUCGACGAUUCCUACCCAUCGGAUACAUUGAUGUCCAUCGCUACAAAUAAACGAUCCCGCGACUAUGAAGAUGAUGAGAGCAACACCAGUUUUGGCCCACAGUGCAGUGGCUCCUGCAGCGACAGCGACAGUGUUGUACUGGAGAUCAACUCGAGCAAAGAUAUGCCGGGGCUGGAUUACAAAAGAGGUGAUGUGGUGUCUAAGGCCCGAGUCCCGAGUGCUGGAGACAGCAAAGGAACGUCCCUUUCCCCCUCGAUUUCCUUUGUUCCCCGCCAUCCACUCCAUGCUAUUCUCGCUUGGGUUCUUACGAAUGAUCUAAGCGACGAUGAUAGAAUCCCGAUUUCCCAAACCGCGCCAAGUAUGUGCAGCUGGGUACCCAGUGUUGGGAGUGACGACGAGUCCGACUCUGAGGGCCAGACCCCACCAUCGCCAGUGUUGAUUGAAGAUGGAGGAGUGACAAUCGGAGGAGUGGUUGGCUACGACCCUUCUUGGCAACCUGAACAUGAUCUUAUUCCUGGAUGUGAGGAGUUGGUCCGUGAGUUCCACGCUAAAUUGGGGAAGGUAGAGAGUCAUGGAUCCCUUAAGCGGCGUGGGAGACCACCUUUGAGGAACCGCUCCAAGAAGGCGCGGUUUACAUUUUAG
Molecule: messenger RNA, 903 nt
Organism: Paracoccidioides lutzii Pb01
Exons: 3
Coding region: 1-903 (300 amino acids)
Source: RefSeq, a predicted model, not a curated record